GCCCCUCUCUCUCGCAGCGCUGGGGAAUGGAGGAGGAGGCUCCUGGUGCUGCUGGUGCUGCUGGUGCUGCUGCUGAGACCCCGGCUGGGGCUGCUGGUGCUGCUGGUGCUUCUGGUGCUGCUGCUGAGACCCCGGCUGGGGCUGCUGGGGCUGCUGGUGCUGGUGCUGCUGGUGCUCCUGGUGCUGGUGCUCCGACCCCGGCUGGUGGUGCUGGUGCUGCUGGUGCUGCUGGUGCUCCUGGUGCUGGUGCUCCUGGUGCUGGUGCUCCGACCCCGGCUGGUGGUGCUGAUGCUGGUGCUGAGCCCCUACCGGGGGCUGACACCGCCCCUCCACGCCGGCUGCUGGCACUGCUCGGGGCCAAACUCUGCACAUGGCAUAUUUUGAAGACGAUAAUUCUGGGCCAGAUGCUGUCCUUGUUUAUCUGUGGGACUGCUGUUACAAGCCAGUACCUAGCAGAACGCUACCAAGUGAAUACUCCAAUGUUUCAAAGUUUUAUCAACUAUUCUUUGCUGCUUCUAGUUUAUACAACAACGCUGGCAUUUAGGACUGGCAGUGACAGUCUUUGGCAAAUUCUAAAACAGAGGUGGUGGAAGUAUAUUUUUUUGGGACUGGCUGAUGUUGAAGCCAAUUACAUGAUUGUAAAAGCCUACCAAUACACGACCCUCACAAGUGUGCAGCUCCUCGACUGUUUCGGGAUUCCUGUGCUGAUGGCUUUGUCAUGGUUCAUUCUCCGUGCAAGAUACAGGCUGAUCCAUUUUCUUGCUGUUGCCAUCUGUUUGCUGGGUGUGGGAACAAUGGUGGGUGCAGACAUUUUGGCAGGAAGGCAGGACAGCGAAGGUAGUGACGUGGUGAUUGGAGAUGUCUUAGUGCUUCUUGGUGCUUCUUUGUAUGCCAUUUCUAAUGUGAGUGAGGAAUACAUUGUGAAAAAUCUGAGCAGAGUGGAGUUUCUAGGAAUGGUGGGCUUGUUUGGGACUAUUAUCAGCGGUCUACAGCUAGCCAUUGUGGAACAUAGGGAGAUAAUGAAAAUUCAGUGGAACUGGAAAAUUGCAUUACUGUUUACAGUCUUUGCCCUGUGUAUGUUUGGGCUGUAUAGCUUCAUGCCAGUAGUGAUUAAAGUUACCAGCGCAACCUCAGUCAACCUGGGUAUUCUGACUGCGGAUCUCUACAGUCUGUUCUUUGGGCUUUUCCUCUUUUUCUAUAAGUUUUCAGGUCUUUAUAUCCUGUCCUUCAUUAUCAUCAUGGUGGGCUUCACCUUGUAUUGCUCGACUCCAACUCGGACAGCAGAACCCACUGCCUUGCCACAGCCCAGCAGCACCGGCUUGGACAAUGCUGCACUAAAGCUCGAAGAGAGUGACAUUGAAACUCCUGCAGUAACUGUACAGUUCACAAGAGGAGAAACAGUGGUGGUCAGCACUGAUUAAAGAAAUGGCAGCAUUUCUAAACAGAGCUUGCUUUUUUUUUUACUGCCAAAUUUCCCUCAAAUAUUAAUCUGGAGAAUUGUUCUACUGUCAAGGCAUAUGUCAUGCUGUGCUGGUUUUAAUGCACUGGAAAGACUUUUAA
Cuculus canorus (common cuckoo) is the source of this 1560-nucleotide messenger RNA. It is a transcript of the gene SLC35F2, whose product is annotated as solute carrier family 35 member F2. The transcript has 8 exons. Gene Ontology annotation, cellular component: membrane. Gene Ontology annotation, biological process: transmembrane transport. Gene Ontology annotation, molecular function: transmembrane transporter activity. Lineage: Eukaryota; Metazoa; Chordata; Aves; Cuculiformes; Cuculidae. The record is from RefSeq and is a predicted model, not a curated record. Bases 27 to 1421 code for a protein of 464 amino acids.